Serpula lacrymans var. lacrymans S7.9 is the source of this 455-nucleotide messenger RNA. RefSeq lists its product as uncharacterized. Bases 175 to 396 code for a protein of 73 amino acids. The transcript has 2 exons. The record is from RefSeq and is a predicted model, not a curated record. Lineage: Eukaryota; Fungi; Basidiomycota; Agaricomycetes; Boletales; Serpulaceae.
GGACACAUCUUUAACAAUCGUUAUGGGCGACAUUACCAUCCUUUCAAUUACAUUCUCUUAUUUUCUUUGUCCACCUGCUUCUGCCUCUAGAAUGUUAUAUUGCUUGCAUCCACUUUAUAUCAUUGUGAAGAAGAUACGAAUUAGGAGUUGCCUUGAUAUGGCGAGUCUUAAAAUAUGACCCUCAACAUCGCCUCAUGUCUGGGCUUAAUAUGGGGCACAUCGAGAUCCCACAUCGACUUCGUUUUCGACGCCACCUGGCUAUCGAGUUCGUUGCUAGAAAGCAUGGUCUCCGAGUCUAGCCCUUCUACCAGGGCAGCUGUCCCUACCAAAGACCAGUACCACCACUACAUUCCCAGAUUUAUCCUGCGACGCUUCCAGGUCGGUCCCAGGAAGUAAGUGUCAUAAUGUUGCCCUAGUAUUUUCAUGUAAACAAGCCCCAGGACGAAAGCAGAACG